AUGGAGUUCCUGGCGGUGUGGCAGAAAUUUGGUCUAGUCCUCUUCUGUACAGUUCUUGGUCUGACAUUGGCCGUCUGGCAUGGAGUCAUUGAACCACCCAUCAUCAUCCAGUCAGCAGAAUGGAAUCCAGUCAAGGUCAAACUCAGCCAUGGGGCCCAAAGAACUGUUCCAGACGGUGGUGUCAACGUAUCAACAGCCCGAAAACCACCCGUCACUUUAAUGUCAGCAGAAUGGAGCCCAGGCACUGUCAUCCAUGGCACCCAAAGAACCUUUCCAGGCAAAGAUAGCCUCAACAUAUCACAAGCCGAAAAAGAGACAAUACAAAUUUCAAGUUGCGUGUCUAACUUUGCCAGUUUCAGGGCAGCCUAUAACUCCGUAGAUCGACCCAAGAUGGAGAUAGAUCGUGUUGAAAGCCAUUCCUAUCUUACAACUAACAGUCGAGUGUUGGAAGUUGGAGGAUACACUGGAGUAGAUGCGGACAAACUAAUCAAGAGAUACAACCCUUAUUAUCUGGCUCUCGAACCCGUACCCCGCUAUUACAAAAUCUUGGAAAGACGAUUCAAAAAUAAUCCCAAAUACAAACUUUUUAAGUUUGGACUGGGAAGGGAGAACAAAACCCUGUUUCUGAAUAUAGAUUGGGAUGCCACGUCACUGUUUCGGGCCAAACCAGCGUCGAACAAAAUCAAGAGGGAGAAAGCACAUAUUUAUGAAAUCACGGGCUUCUUUAAACAUAUUGGUAUGUCAGCAAACCCCAUAGACCUGAUCACAAUCAACUGUGAGGGGUGUGAAUUCGAGCUGCUUGAACUGAUAACAGCAUCCGAAAUAGUAAAGUAUUUGAAAAACAUCCAGUUUCAGUUUCACCUUGACCUUCCAGGAAUAACCAAUCAGGAGGCUCGUUACUGCGGGAUCAUGACAUUGUUGUCCAGGACACACAGACCUACUUUUCAGUAUUCCUACAUAUGGCAGAGCUGGAGACAAAAGACGGUUUGACUAUUGUCAAAGAAUUAUCUAGUUCUGUGGUUAAUAUUGUUUUUCUGUCGAAGAUAAUGAAUUAAUUCUGUCAUUGAAUUGUUGGAGUAAGUUUGAAGUUCCCACACAAUCGACCAAUAUAUAAGUGACUAAUACCUAGUCCUAAAUUCAGUUGGAUCAUUAAGCAACUUCUUGUUGUUUUUUCUAAAAUUGUAGCACAUUUAUGUAUUCAAAUCAUGCACUUAUUUUUAA
Molecule: messenger RNA, 1221 nt
Organism: Haliotis rubra (blacklip abalone)
Lineage: Eukaryota; Metazoa; Mollusca; Gastropoda; Lepetellida; Haliotidae
Exons: 1
Coding region: 1-990 (329 amino acids)
Source: RefSeq, a predicted model, not a curated record